Verticillium alfalfae VaMs.102 is the source of this 2607-nucleotide messenger RNA. RefSeq names its product alanyl-tRNA synthetase. The coding region runs from base 1 to 2607 and encodes 868 amino acids. NCBI's taxonomy places the organism in Eukaryota, Fungi, Ascomycota, Sordariomycetes, Glomerellales, Plectosphaerellaceae. Gene Ontology annotation, cellular component: mitochondrion; cytoplasm. Gene Ontology annotation, biological process: alanyl-tRNA aminoacylation; tRNA modification. Gene Ontology annotation, molecular function: amino acid binding; alanine-tRNA ligase activity; ATP binding. The transcript has 10 exons. The record is from RefSeq and is a predicted model, not a curated record.
AUGGCCGAGGAGCAGAAGUGGCCCGCGGCCAAGGUCCGCGAGACCUUCAUCAAGUUCUUCGAGGAGAGGGGCCACACCGUCGUCCCCUCCUCGUCGGUUGUCCCCCACAACGACCCGACCCUGCUGUUCACCAAUGCCGGCAUGAACCAGUUCAAGUCCAUCUUCCUCGGCACCAUCGCCCAGUCCGAUCCCACGUACGGCCUGAAGCGCGCCACCGAUACGCAGAAGGGCAUGUCGUCUUGCCCAACCGCCGCGAACAGGGCAAGCGAGCUGACUGUAUGGUGUAGUUAUUCGUGCCGGUGGCAAGGCCACUCUUUCUUCGAGAUGUUGGGAAACUGGUCAUUUGGUCCGCAGGACUACUUCAAGAAGGACGCCAUCAAGUACAGCUGGGAGUUCAUGACCGAGACUCUGGGCCUCGAGAAGGACCGACUAUACGUGACAUACUUUGAGGGCGACCCCGCACAAGGACUCGAGCCCGAUCUGGAGUCGAAGGAGCUGUGGAAGUCCGUCGGUGUGCCAGAGUCUCACAUCCUGCCCGGCUCAAAAGCAGACAACUGGUGGUCCAUGGGUGAUACCGGCCCAUGCGGUCCCUGCUCUGAGCUGCACUACGACAAGAUUGGCGGCCGUGAUGCCGCCCACCUUGUCAACAAGGACGACCCCAUGGUUGUUGAGCUCUGGAACAAUGUCUGGAUGGCCUACGACCGCAGAGCCGAUCAGUCCCUGACCCCUCUCCCCGCCCAACACGUCGAUACCGGCAUGGGUUUCGAGCGUCUUGUCGCCGCUCUGCAGGAUGUCUCUUCCAACUAUGCCACCGACAUCUGGAGCCCAUACUUCAAGAAGAUUCAGGAGGUUACCGGCACAAGGGCCUACACCGACAAGUACGGUGCCGAGGACCCGGAGACCAUCGACACCGCCUACAGAGCCUGCGCGGAUCACAUCCGAAUGCUGGGUUUCGCCAUCGCUGAUGGUGCCGUUCCUAACAACGAGGGCCGAGGAUACGUCGUCCGCCGCGUGCUCAGGAGAGGUGCGCGUUAUGCCCGCAAGUACCUGAACGCCGAGAUCGGAACCUUCUUCUCUCGCGUCCUGCCCACCCUGAUCGAUGAGAUGGGCCAGCAGUUCCCCGAGCUCGUAAAGAAGCAGAACGACAUCAAGGAGAUCCUUGACGAGGAAGAGGAGGCUUUUGCCAAGACUCUCGACCGUGGUGAGGCGCAAUUCCAGAAGUUUGCCGGCGCUGCGGAAAAGAAGGGCCUCAAGAAGCUGUCUGGCGCUGAGGUUUGGAAGCUCUACGAUACGUAUGGUUUCCCCGUGGACCUCACCCAGCUCAUGGCUGAGGAGCGCGGCCUCCAGAUCGAUGACGAAGAGGUCAAGGCUGCUCAGGAGAAGGCCCGCGAGGCCAGCAAGAGCGUCAAGUCUGCGAUCGAGACGUUCCCCAAGCUGGAUGUCCACGGCAUCGCUGAGCUGGAGCAGCAGCACAAGGUUGCGAGGACCAACGACGCCGACAAGUAUGUCAAGGGCGACUCCAAGGGUAAGGUUCAGCUGAUUUUCGACGGCAAGGGUUUCGUCAAGUCUACCAAAGAUAUCGCCGAGAACACCCCCAUCAGCGUGAUUCUUGACAAGACCAACUUUUACGCCGAAGCCGGUGGCCAGGGUUACGGAGGCUACAUCCUUCACCACGGCUACAUCGAGUCUGGCACUCUUUUCGUCCGGAGACGAGGUUAUCUGCGAGUACGACGAGCUGCGCCGAUCCCCCAUCAGGAACAAUCACACGGGCACUCACAUUCUGAACCACGCCCUGCGCGAGGUGCUGGCGAAGACGUCAACCAGAAGGGCUCCCUCGACCUUCUCGAGAACCCCAAGAAGCCCGAGUGGCGCAACAUCAGCGUCGAGUUCUGCGGUGGUACCCACGUCGAGCAGACGGGCCACAUCAAGGACCUCGUCAUUGUUGAAGAGAGCGGUAUCGCCAAGGGCAUCCGCCGUAUCAUCGCCUUCACCGGCGAUGCCGCGCACCAGGUCCAGCGUGAGGCUACCGAGCUGUCCAGGCAGCUCGACAUUGUCGAGGCCCUCCCCUACAGCCCCGAGAAGGAGAAGGAGGUCAAGGAGGUGCAGCAGGCGCUCAGCAAGGCGACCAUCUCGACGCUGACCAAGGACGAGCUCAAGAAGAAGCUGGACAAGAUGGUCAAGGCCAUCACGGACGAGCAGAAGAAGCGCCAAAAGGCCGAGGCCAAGACGGCGCUGGACACUGUCCAGAAGUACUUCACCGAGAACCCUGACGCCAAGGCCUACGUCGGCCAGCUGCCCAUCUCGGCCAACACGAAGGCGCUCACCGAGACGAUCAAGCACUACUCGACCAAGGACAAGGAGCGUUCCGUGUACCUGUUUGGCGGCGGCAAGGAGGAGAACGCCGUGGUGCACGGUGUCUACGUCGGCACGCAUCUCGCGUCCAAGGGCGUCACCGCCGAGGCGUGGGCUUCGACCGUCAGCGACGUCGUCGGCGGCAAGUCGGGCGGCAAGGAGCCCACGCGCCAGGGCCAGGGCACGAAGCCCGAGGCCACGGACGACGGUGUCAAGGCUGCGACGAAGUGGCUGGAGGAGAAGCUGAAGCUGUAG